CCAUUCUCCCACUCUCCAACUCUCUCAACACCCUGUUUGGCUCCCACCUCAAAACAAUCCCUCUUCCCACACACCAUCCCAAUGGAAACUCAAGAACCUCCCAAACAACCCCUUACCAAUCCCACUCCCACUCCUCCUCGGGAUUCCCCCUCCCCCGCACCCGCCGCCGCCUUCCUCCUCUCCUCCGUCUCCUCCCCCAUUACUCUCCAGUUCGUGGACCUGUGCUACAGAGUAAAACUCCCCAAAACUUCCCCCACAAGCAACAGCAGCGCCGGCAUCAUCCGACGGCUGAUAUCUCCCCACGAGAAAUCAUCGACGGUGGAGGAGGAGCGGACCAUACUCAGCGGCAUCACCGGAACCGUCUCCCCGGGGGAGAUCCUCGCCGUCCUCGGCCCCUCGGGGAGCGGGAAGUCCACGCUCCUCCACGCGCUCGCCGGCCGGAACCACCACCACGGCGGCCGCCGCGCCGCCGUCGCCGGCACCAUCCUCGCCACCACGACGGCGAGGAAGUCGUCGUCGCGGCUGUCCGCCAGGCAGGUGGCGAGGCGGACGGGGUUCGUCGCGCAGGACGACGUGCUGUUCCCGCACCUAACGGUGCGGGAGACGCUCGUGUCCUGCGCGAUGCUGCGCGCGGCCGCCUUCUCGUUAAAAAACGAGAAGGUGGCCGCGGCGGAGUGGGCGAUUGCCGAGCUGGGGCUCAGCAAGUGCGCCGACACGAUGAUCGGGAACGGGUUCGUCCGGGGGGUCUCCGGCGGGGAGAGGAAGCGCGUGAGCAUCGCGCACGAGCUGCUGAUCAACCCGAGCCUGUUGAUUUUGGACGAGCCGACGUCGGGUCUGGACGCGACGGCGGCGUACAGGCUGGUGGCCACGCUCGGGCAGCUGGCCAAGAAGGGCGGUCGGACCGUGGUCGCGUCGGUCCACCAGCCGUCGAGCCGGGUCUACCAGAUGUUCGACUCGGUUCUGGUUCUGAGCGAGGGGCGGAGCCUGUAUUUUGGUAAAGGUGGGGACGAGCCGAUGGGUUAUUUCGGGUCGGUUGGUUACUCGCCGUCUUUUCCAAUGAACCCGGCCGAUUUCCUCCUCGAUCUCGCUAACGGGGUUUGCCAUCUUGAUGGAGCCAGUGAUCAAAGGGAUAAACCCAACGUGAAGCAGCACCUCAUGGCCUCCUACAACGCAAUACUAGCACCAAAGUUGAAAGCCGCUUGCUUGGAAGCCACGCCAAAGGAAUCCACCACCAAUUCGUCAACAAGACACUUGGGGAGAUGUAGAGAUGACCAGAGAGUUGGCAUGACUAUGUGGUUCAACCAGUUCACCGUCCUCCUCCAGAGAAGCAUGAAGGAGCGGAGGUACGAGUCCUUCAACACCCUCCGCGUCUUCCAGGUCCUGGUCGGUGCCCUGCUGGCAGGCACGAUGUGGUGGCACUCCGACUACAGGGACAUUCAGGACCGACUGGGUCUGUUGUUCUUCAUAUCCAUCUUCUGGGGUGUGUUGCCUGCAUUCAACGCGGUUUUUGCCUUCCCGCAAGAGAGGGCCAUCUUCAUGAAGGAGAGGGCAUCCGGGAUGUACAGUCUUUCCUCUUACUUCAUGGCUCGAAUCGUGGGAGAAAUCCCCAUGGAGCUAGCCCUUCCAACCCUCUUCAUCACCAUGGCCUACUGGAUGACUGGGCUGAGGCCCGACCUGGGCGCGUUCCUCCUCACCCUUCUCAUCCUGUUGGGCUACGUCCUCGUGUCUCAGGGCCUAGGUCUGGCCUUGGGAGCGGCCAUCAUGGACGCCAAACAGGCGUCCACGAUGGCCAACGUGACGAUGCUGGCAUUCGUGCUGACUGGAGGGUUCUACGUUCACAAGGUCCCCGCAUUUAUGGCGUGGAUCAAGUACAUCUCGAGCACCUUCUACACUUAUAGGUUGUUCAUCAAUGUUCAAUAUGGUGACGGGGAGCGGAUUGCAAAGGCGUUUGGUUGCUCGGGGCAAAACGGUAACAAUUACGGUGAUGGGGGACCGGAUUGCAAGUUUAUCAGGGAAGAUUUGGAAGGACAGAUCAGCCCUUGGGUUUGUGUAGGAGCAAUGGUGUUGAUGUUUGUGGGUUACAGAGUUUUGGCUUACCUAGCAUUGAGGAGGAUCAGGACUUGACUAACCCAAAUAAAACUUGGUGGGUUUUGAUUUGGGUGUGAUUAGUUCAUUUGAGGUAUUAAACCUCUUUGAAUUAGAGACAUUGAUUCUUCAUCGAGUGGUGACCAACUGAGGCAAGAAGAAGAGAGACAUUGGUAGAUCGGGUUAUUGUGAAGUUACAACAAAAGGGUAGUUGAGAUUUUUUUUUGCCCCCUCCCCAAAGUGUUCAAUUUAUGUAUUUGGUUCUUUUCUCCUUUUACUCUUUUUCAGUAGAGUAGUAGUAGUGAUAAGAGGUUCAUAGGCUAACUGUAAUUUGAAGAAUAAGUCACAUUUCAUUCGCAUGUAAUUGUAAGAGAAUUUGGAUGCAGAAAUAAUAAUUAAAAAACACUUUCCAAACAAGUGAUCGAGCCAUUUCUCGAGAGAAUUUUUGGUUUUGACUCAUUCCUAUAGCAUCAGUAUAUGAUGAGGUCGAGUAGCGAUUUGUGCUAUAAUAAUUUGAGUCUUUGAAAGUUA
Molecule: messenger RNA, 2616 nt
Organism: Linum tenue
Lineage: Eukaryota; Viridiplantae; Streptophyta; Magnoliopsida; Malpighiales; Linaceae
Source: the annotation of a GenBank genome assembly